Messenger RNA from Diabrotica balteata, 1591 nucleotides. The record is from the annotation of a GenBank genome assembly. NCBI's taxonomy places the organism in Eukaryota, Metazoa, Arthropoda, Insecta, Coleoptera, Chrysomelidae.
CAACAAUAAUAAUUGUUUAUAAUAACAAUAACGAUUUAUUUAUAUCAUAAUUAAUAAUUAAUAUUUACUAUAAGACUUCAACCAGUAUCCAGUAUUAAAUAAUGAUUUCGACAACUCAAGCUAAUUUAAAUAUAAGCAACCAUUUAUCUAAGAUCGAGACUACAGAUAUUACUACUUCAGACUUUCCAUUUAUUUGCCGGCUAUGUGCAACAAAAGACGAUAACUUAGAAUUUUUUGAAGAGCCGAUGCAGCUUAUCUUUAUAAAUUUAACAAAUUGUCAGUUUGACCAAAAUGACCAUUUACCAAAAAAUAUCUGCCCUAAUUGCAAGAAUAAAUUAUAUGAAAUUAAUUUAUAUAUUGAAGGCAUUAAAACAGUUUACAAUAUGCUUCAACAUGCUUUAUCAUUGAAACUAGUUGACAAACAUAUAGACAGUGUAUCAAUUUAUCAUGAUUCAAGCGAUACUGACCUAAAAGAAGACACAGAUCAACCUAUUUGUGAAACCAUAAUAAAAAAGAAAAAUUCUCCCUUAACUUGGAGCAGGAGAAUUCCACUACCUGUCAAUACUGCAAUAAAUCAUUUAUAUCUUCAGGAGAACUCUCAAAACACAUACAACAAAACAAAAGUUGUAAAUCAAAGAGAUUAUUUUGUUCAAUAUGUGGAAAACACUUUAAUUUUCAAUAUAAAAGAAAAGCUCAUAUAAUGGCUGAACACUUGGGUGAGCUACCGUUCCAAUGCAAAGUGUGUGGAAAGAAAUUUAAAUUCUACCAGAAUCUUACCAGGCACGAUAGAUCUGCUCAUAAAGGACUGACACCAUACAAAUGUGAAAUUUGUGGUAAAGGAUUUUCAAGACUUGAAAGAAUGAAACACCAUGCAAAAGUACACUCCUUCGAAAAACCAGACAAUCCUGUAUAUUUCUCCUGUAGGCGUUGUGGAAGAGCCUUUACAAGUCGUUUGGAAUAUCGCUCCCAUCUAAAAGAACACAAAACUGUUACGGAAAAUUUAAAUUAUAAAUGUACAAUUUGUGAUAAGAUGUUUUCUUCUAAGUAUGUGCUACAAAGCCAUAUGGCAAUUCAUGACGGAAAAAAGGAUUUUUUGUGUACAAUUUGCGGUAAAAACUUCCUGAAAAAGAGCUACUUGGAUACACAUUUGAAGAUACACUCAGGGGAGAAACCGUAUGAAUGCAAGCAGUGUGGGAAAAAAUUUCGGCAAGCAACACCAUAUAGCAAUCACUUGGUGAUCCAUACAGGAGAACGUUUAUAUAAAUGUCAGCAUUGUGAAAAAAGUUUCAAGCAGAAACCACAUCUUACAAGACAUGAAAUGCUUCAUACCGGAGAAAAACCCUAUAAAUGUUCGUAUUGUAACCGAAGUUUUUCACAGAGCGGCAAUUUGAAGUCACAUAUCAGAACCCAUACAGGAGAGACACCAUAUUAUUGUACGAUUUGUUCAAGGGGAUUUUAUUUACUAGGAAGCAUGAAAAAACAUAUGAAAGCGUCACAUAAAAUAUUGUAAAAUUAGUAACUAACGCAGAGUUUUUAUGUUUUAGUACUUAUUAUUGGUUUUGUAUCUUGCCUUAUUUCUGUUCAUUAAAAC